This is a messenger RNA of Schistosoma rodhaini, 2172 nucleotides long. The record is from the annotation of a GenBank genome assembly. NCBI's taxonomy places the organism in Eukaryota, Metazoa, Platyhelminthes, Trematoda, Strigeidida, Schistosomatidae.
AUGAGAGAUAUAUACACAGCUUCACCUGGGCUCCCUCAAGAUUUAUCAUGUCGUAAACAAUUUGUAUUAAAAAAUGAAUCCCAAAAAUUACCAGCUAUUCAAGAAGAUUCAGAAGCAUGUUUACCUCCAAUUGCUACAUUUAGCCAUCAUCGGCAGAACCGUAUUGGUCCUUGUUCCUCCUACGUUAGUAAGUCAGGGAAAUCGGUUGGUCGGAAGCGUCAAAAGCAACCAAGAUCUAGACAUACUGAAAAUAAAUUUUACUGCGAUUGGCUACAAUGUCCGCGAUUUCUUCUAAAGAAGCCUUUUAAACAAAUGACUCAUUUGAAACAUCAUUUACUUCUACAUAAAAAUCAUUUAAACCUAUCAUGUCCACAGUGCGGAAAACGCUUUAGUUCAAAAGAAAAUCUAAAAAGGCAUACAAAUGUACAUUCAGGUUUAAAACCAUAUGUAUGUUCAAUUUGUCGUCAAGCGUACUCUAGAACAUCAGAAAGAUCUCAGUGUAUGAAGAAGCAUCAUUUUGAAGAUAAAUAUUUGUCUGAACAGGAUAAGCAAUGUUUGUAUAAAGAUGUUUAUAGUGAUUGGAAUUCAUCUGGUUUAUCUGCUUUGCAAAUCGAAGACAAAAUUAAUCAAUCUCGUCCAAGACCAUAUAUCUGUCAAAUUUGUGAUGAUCACAGAGCAUAUACAGAUCCAAGUUCACUUAGAAAACAUAUGCGCUCCCAUCAUACAAACUGUAAAAAUGAAAAAUCUAUUACUGAUAGGGAUUCUACCAAUAAAACUGUCAUAUCUAAAUCAAAAUUAUCUAAAAUUGUUCAGUAUGAAGAACCUAUAAGUCUUGUACUAGCAAAUUCAACCACUGAUAUAGACGCAGUUGAUUCAUCUCAUUUGUCGUUUGAUAAUUCAUUCACUUCAGAAUCUAAAUCAUUAUUACUUACAACUGAAUCAGUUUAUCCUGUGGUUAUUGCUCCAUAUAAUGCUUUAACAACGUCUAUGACGUCAUCAGAAAUACCUGUUACUACAAAUAUCAUGAUUUCUUUUAAUAAUAAUAAUGUUAUCACGGAAUCAAAUAUUUCAACAAAUAUCAUUAAUACGCCUAGGUAUCAUUUAUUAUUAAGGUCAGAUUCUAUUGUAUCUUCAACGAUGAUGACGGUGAUUUCAAUGACAUCAACUACUACCACUAAUACUACUACUGCUACUACAACUACUACAUUAAAAAAUGAAUAUGAUGGUGACGUUGCUGUAGAUUUAUGCAAUUCAGCUCUAUGCCUACAAGUUUAUUCCGAUAAAACGUAUACUUCUGUAUCUUCGUCAGAAUUAGGAAGAGUCGAUUCAUUAACACUACCUUUAUCAACAGUGAAUUCAUCUAACAGCAUUAUACCACAAUAUAUUACAGAAACUAAUCGAAUUAUUGACAAUGGUCUUUCAUCCAAAAAUUUAUUUUAUUCAAAUUCUGGUCUUGAUCUUACUGAUACACAUUAUCUUACAUUGACAGGAACUACUGAAGCGAUAGAUUUAUCAUUUGAUCCCUCUGUUGAUAUAAUAACUGUUAACCCAAUUGACUUAAGUUCUUCACAGCAUUGUACAACAUUGUUUUUUGAAUCGACAAAUGAAUGUACCGAUAAUACAUUCUUUACAACACAUACAAUAUGGGAUCCUGAACCAGGUUUCAGUUUUACCGACCUCUUACUUACUAAUAAUGAUGAAGAAUGUGAAACGGAAUACCCUGAAGUUAUAAUUUAUCCUGAAAGUGCUGUUUAUCGUUCAAACGAAACGUCAACUUCUUUUACUACUACUAGCCACAAUGAUAAUACUAACAGUAUCGUAAUCAGUAGUGAACUUAAAAUAUCAGAUACACUUAUCUCACCAAUGAAUAGUCAUUGUAUUCCAUCAAAUACACUAACGACGACAAUAAAAACAACCUCAACUGGAGGAGUCGGAGGGGAAGGAAGUUAUAACGUACAACCACCACCUUUAGACUUACGCUUAAUACAAUCCAAUAAUUUUUAUUCAUAAAAAUUAUUUUUUGUUUUAAAAGAAAAUGUACAUUAUCUCUUGUGAAUAUUGUUCAUAAUUGCAUAAACCCUAGUAUUUCUCUUUUCCCCAUUUAGUUGAUUUAUUUCACAGCGUUUUGUCUUUAAAAAGUAGUCUAUUUUUAUAAAUCGUAUUGUACAUAUA